AUGUCUACCUACAACGCCGUAACGACAACGUUUUCCAAUGUUGGAUCCUUUAACGAUCAAUCCAACGAUUCCAUCUUUCAAUCUGCCUGCUAUACUAGCUGCCUUACUCAUUCCGAAUUAAGUCUCCUGACUGCCCCUCCCUACAUUCUUACUCUUCCAAUUGACACUCUUUUAAAUCCCAUCCCCAAACAUCGCCGCACUCGUUUCAAGAAAGAUCUUCCUCCUCGUCCUCAGAAUUCAUGGGUUAUCUUUCGCAAAGAUUUCGAAAGUCAGCUACGCGCCCAACAUCCUAAUGCAAUGUACACUCUUCAUGAGAUCUCGGCAAUUGCCGGCGUACACUGGAAAAACCAACCGAGCAAUGUCAAACAGUACUUUCGCGUGCUUGCUAAAUUGGCUCUAUAUCAACAUAAUAUUAUGUAUCCCGACUACACUUACCAACCAAGAAAAUCUAGACAUGCCAGACGUCCUAGAAGGUCUAAAGCCUUGUUCAAAAAUUUGAACAAGGAUGCGUUUAUGGAUCAUAGUAGCAGCAGUAGCGAGAAUGUGUGCGAGGAAAGCAGACGUAGCAUCGAUCAAUACAACCCCGAUUAUGAGAGCGAAUGUGUUUAUCAAGCGAAUGAAUUGGACGUUGAACAGUACCCCGAUUUACUGUUGGAGACCGACGACGGAAGGUUGUACACCAGGGACACUGAUGGUGACUUUAUUAUAAGUGAUGACAAACCCACACACACAUGGUUUGAAAGUGAUUCCGGUGCGACAGGACUAUAUUGUACAUAUUUUAUCCAACAAAAUAUACAGAACAUACAAACCAUACAAAACAUACAAAACAUACAACAAAAUAUAUCUAUCGAUUUAUUUCAUCCAUAUUAUUGA
Paraglomus brasilianum is the source of this 873-nucleotide messenger RNA. The record is from the annotation of a GenBank genome assembly. NCBI's taxonomy places the organism in Eukaryota, Fungi, Glomeromycota, Glomeromycetes, Paraglomerales, Paraglomeraceae.